AUGUUGGAGUCGACUUUUAUCCGACUUGUACUGUUGCUAUGCCGCGGCUAUCGCGAACGAAUGCUAUUAAUCAUCGGUUUUAUCGCUUGUAUGGUGUCGGGGGUCCUCGGUCCAUGGAUGGUGGUGCUCACGGGUCGACUUAUUGAUAUGCUUGUUCAUCGUCUCGAUCAAGAAAACUCGGAUCAGUUUAGAACAUCGAUUAAUCAGUUGAUGCUCUCUUACAUUGGUUUGGCAAUUAUUGCCAUGACAGCGACCAUGACAGCACGUAUCAGCUGGUUCAGUGUGGCGGCUCAUUGGGGGCACCGAAUGAAAAUAACCCUCGUCAAAGAUAUCCUCAAGACAUAUCCCUCUGUACCUGACGACGCAGCGACGACGAAACCAGAACGGCAUCAGAAAACAAUGACGGAUACAGCGGCUAUUUCAUCGGUGGACAGUCUGCAAUCGUCGGCGAUGGGCUGCUUAUUGACAUUGGUGACACUGACGACAUCGUGCAUUGCGCAUUUGAUCGUGGCGUUCACGCAUUUUUACAAACUAAGCUUGGUAAUGAUGACUUUAUUCCCGUUUUUAACCUGUAUUACGUGGUUAUUCGAUCGACUGUCGGCCAAGGUGCAUCGGCGACGACUGACCGUCAACUAUCAAGCCGACAGCAUGCUGGAACAGUCUUUAAACAUGAUGAAAACGAUCCGAACUUUGGGAUGCCACACGCGAUACGUGGAUGACUAUGAACAACUUUUGAACGAGCAACGGCGAUUGGAUGCACGAUGCGCUUACUAUGCGGCGGCCAGGGCGGGGAUCUGUGAAUUCACUUCGUAUGGCAUAUUUGUUUUGGGAUUCUGGUUCGGGACAAGGAUGCUGGCCAGUGAACCGGAAGCGUAUUCAGCAGGAACCAUUGUAGCCGUGUUGUAUGCGACACUGAUGGCAUUUACAACGAUUCGUGGUCUGCAACCGAUCCUUUCAUGGUUCCAAUUUCAAUCGGGCAAGAUCGAGGAAAUCUAUCAAAGAAUCCGGCGAUAUCACGACGCAGCCGAAUCCUCGGUCAAAGACAAAAUCACCUCACCCCAGCUUCACAUUCAAGGUCACUAUUACGGCCACCACCUUCACUUCUCAUACGUGGGUGAUGAUACAGGAAAAGGAAACGCCGUUUUGCGUGACAUGUCGUUUGAUAUCCCAGCCCACAAAAUUACUCUCAUUGUCGGCCCCACCGGUUGUGGCAAGAGCACCCUCCUUGGGUUACUGCAGAAGCUGUGGGCUCCCCAGCAGGGCGAACUGUUUCUGGACGGUUUUCGCAUGGACCAAUGGAACGAUGACCAUCUAGUGCAAUCGAUCAGUAUCGUCGAGCAGCGGCCAGAUUUAUUUGACGACACCCUGUAUCGCAAUGUGACGUUUGGUCGCAAAGACUUUUGGAAUGUGACCAUACAAGAAGUCCUGGAUGUAUGCGACAAAGUGGGCUUGACGGAGCUUAUCCAACAACUGCCCGAACGGCAUUUGACGCGGCUGAAUUCGAACAGUGCCAACUUGUCUUGUGGGCAAAAACAAAGAUUGGCGAUUGCAAGGGCUUUGAUUCAAAAUCCACCGAUAUUGAUUCUAGAUGAACCCACGUCAUCUGUGGAUAAUGAACUUGACCGUGAUUUGUUCCAAGCGAUUGCUUAUCUGAGAAAAGGCCAAACGACCAUUAUCGUCAGUCAUCGGUUGGACCAUAUUCGUGAUUUAGCAGAUCAUAUUAUCGAUAUGGCUAGCUACCAAGCGCCGACGAUCGUUCCACGAUCAAUGCAUCCAACUCAGCUGCCGUUGCCUUGCCGCAGUGAUUCGUUGCCGUCAAGUGGCGUUGCACGACCGUCUUUCAGGCAAUCAAUGGUGCACGCUUUGAGUGCGUUGCCAAGUACAACGGAUCAACCAAGCCCUUUGCUCGUACCUACACGGUUUGAUUCGUUGCCUUCACGAUGGGAAGAUACACACAUCGAAAUCAUGGUGCAUACUGCCGACGGCAAGUCGUCCGAGCACGAGCGACGACGGUCUGUCUCGUUUUAUCAACUGAUUUCAGACCAUUUAAAGUCCCCAUGGCGGUUGCGUCUACUGUAUAUUGUUUCCCUGUUGCAGAGUAUCUUGGUCCCUUGUUUUCCUUUUCUGUUGUCGAGGUUCUUGGGCCAAUACGCUAAUCUGGCUUCAUCCGCGUCUAAUAUGGUGACUGAAGCCGUGAUGCUCAUGCUCAGUUUUGCCGCGGUCAGUAGUGUGUUUACGAGCAUGGAACAAUGGCUUCAAAGUACCAGUGGAUCUCAACUUGUCAUCAAUUUACGCACGCGCAUGCUGCUCAACCAUCUGACUAGCGAGACGCUCCACCUCGCCGCUCGUUUGCACAGUGCGUCCCUGUUAAAUAUUCGCCAACAUCCUUUAGCGCUGCAACGGUUCUUGACGCAGCAUCUGGCAAAACUCCUAUUUAUGGUACUCACGCUGACAGCUGGAUUUUGUAUGGCGAUGAUCACCGGCUGGCAGUUGACAGCCGUGGGAUGCUUACCUAUGCCGCUGUGUUUUCUCUGGCAAUGGUUGGGAUCUCGUCUACAAAAAAGGUACGCGCAGCAACAUAAAUCGGUACAAGAAGAAUCGAUUACAUCGGUGAACGAGAUUGUGCAGACACGGCAGACGAUCAAAAACCUGGGGUUGGAAAAUGUGUUUGAAAGAAAAUUCGAAGCACUACUGGUGCCGAGCUGCGGUGUAGCCAUGCUCAGUGCUGUGAGUGAUGGUGUUUCUGCUGGUGUGACAGAAAUGCUUUCUUACCUGUCCAAAGCCCUGGUCCUGUGGUAUGGCGCCCAAUUGCUGGUAUGGCAGCAAUACAGUCUGGAACAGGUUCUAUUGGUAUGGCUCGCUUUAGGGUUUUGUGCGUCCUACGGUAGCCAAUUUCAGACGACAGUAUCCCGAUGGCAUCAACUGCAGGUACCGUUGCAAGAAAUGAAAGAUCUGGUGUAUUCCACCGCAGGGCCGACCCAUCAAUCCAAGAGCGUGACAGCCAGACACACGCAGCCGUGGCAUGUCAUUGAAUUGCGAAAUGUUUCCUUGUUCUUUCCAAAUCAUCCAGAAAAAAUGGUGCUAAGAAAGAUUAACAUGGAUAUUCAAAAAGGCAAAAUGACGGCCAUCGUAGGUCGCAGUGGCUGUGGAAAAACGAGUCUUUUAGAAUUGAUGAUGAACCUUUACCGGCCGACGGAAGGUUUAGUUGUAUUUGAGGGUACGGAUAGCCGUGUGGCCGACACAAAUCAAUGGCGAUCUCAAAUUGGGUGGGUGGCUCAAGAACCACGAUUCUUCCAAAUGAGUAUUGCCGAUAAUCUCCAAUACGGGCUAGUUGGAAACCAGGUGACACGAGAGGAGAUAGUGCGUGCCUGCAUGAUGGCAAAAGUUCACGACUUUAUCGUUGGAUUGUCUCACGGCUACGAUACAGUGCUUGAACAAGGUGAAAAAUCACUAUCUGGUGGUCAACGAAAGCUUCUUGCCCUUGCACAAGCGCUCAUACGUCAACCAAAAUUACUUGUUUUGGAUGAUCCCGCAAACGCACUGGACAGUCAAAGUGAACAUGUCCUGGAUGAAGCCUUGCAAGUAUUGUUGAGAUCAGGGCAAACGAUUGUGAUUACCUCGCACCGUAUGACGACUAUUCGGCAUGCUUCGAUGAUCCACGUAUUGGACCAGGGCGAAAUCAUCGAAAGCGGUACGCGGGAGCAAUUGCUGCAUAAAAAUGGAGUUUAUGCACGAUUGGAUAAUGAGAAGAAUUAA
Messenger RNA from Radiomyces spectabilis, 3756 nucleotides. Its product is annotated as P-loop containing nucleoside triphosphate hydrolase protein. Gene Ontology annotation, biological process: transmembrane transport. Bases 1 to 3756 code for a protein of 1251 amino acids. The transcript has 12 exons. Gene Ontology annotation, molecular function: ATP binding; ABC-type oligopeptide transporter activity; ATP hydrolysis activity. The record is from RefSeq and is a predicted model, not a curated record. Gene Ontology annotation, cellular component: membrane. NCBI's taxonomy places the organism in Eukaryota, Fungi, Mucoromycota, Mucoromycetes, Mucorales, Radiomycetaceae.